UAUUUCUCUAACAAGAAGGAAUCAUUUCAUCAUACAUGCUAACCCCAGUUUAAACAGGAUCCUAUUAAGUAUGUGGGCUAAUAUUGGUGAUUGGCAAUCGAAAAUAUUUGCAUCAUCCAAUGAUCCCACAACAAUGAAAAAUCAGGACAAACAACCCGGUAGCGCAUCAUCUCAUAGGUACUUCCAAGGGCACCCGUGCCAGCUGCCAGCCAGCAAGCUUUCAAAAUACAAUUUCCAAUGCUCCAACUUUAGACUGAAGAUCUUGGACAUAAUUACCGUCGAUAUGGACGAUGUUAGAGCCAGGAAUUUGUUCAGAUCCUACGCUGGUUUGAGUGCAGAGCGCUACCAGCAGUACAUGUACCACCCGUGGUCCCUGCACCCGUACAGCAAACUGCGGCGGUGGAUCGAAAUGGUCUUCCUGCUCAUUAUGCUGUACUCUCACACGCUGCUGGCUGUACAUUUCAGCGAGAAAAAUCCUGUAGAAUGCGAGCACCAUGAUUCCUUAAUGUAUUUCACAGACCUCGUCAAUAUUUUCAAUAUAGUUGUCAAUCUUUUUACGGGCUACAUCGAAGGAUACACGAACCAAAUUGCCAUAUUAGGUUUACCAAAAAUAUUCUUGCACUACGCUCGCACUUGGAUGAUUUUUGACUUGCUAUCUGCUAUAAGUUUUAUUCCGUCGCUAUUUGAUACACGAGAUGUGACAGUGGUCUGCCCACUCGUUGCUAUGAAGAUAUUCAGAAUACCGACUAUGCUUGUUUAUCUGAAUAACAUAUUGACAGCAUACCGCUUUUCAUUUGCAGCUAAAACGGUAUCAGAAGUGAUAAUGAUGGUGUACCUGUAUCUAAUUUGGAACAUGUAUGUUCAAUUCGCUGUCAUUUAUGUCAGCGAAGGUUCAUACCAGCCAGAAAACCCGACGAACUGCUCCUGGAUAUACAAGGCGCAGCUCUGGAAUGAAACUACUAGUCUAAGGUUCCUCUUUGCUUUUGAUAGAGCUGUGAGCAUGUUCAGAAAGAACCACAUAGAAAGUCAGCAAAUACACAAACCAAAUGAAUGCGUUGAGAUCUUCUUUGUAAUGUCAUGGUUUACGACAGAGAUCUUGCUCAUACACUGCACGUUGAAAUACAUAAUGUCAAUGCUUGGCACCGAAGCAUCUAAAGCCAAAUAUUUCACGAUGAUAAAACAGGUUGAAAUGUACAUGAACCAAAGGAAAUUUCCUCCAAGGAUCAAGAAGAAAAUACUCAAGUUCUAUUCUUUGAGGUUCCAAUCUUGUUUCUUUGAGGAAUCUCGUAUGCUGAGCUGUGUAUCGGGCCAACUCCGGGGCGACAUAAUCAUGCAUACUGGUGGCGAGCUGGUGAGAGAGAUGGAGUUCUUGAAACAGCUGCCUGGCUCAUUGCACCUCCAGAUCUGCAUGAAGCUAAAGCUGGUCAUCUUCAUCGCGGGGGAUAUCAUCUUCAAGAUCAAUACUAUUGGUGACUGUCUUUACUUCAUCCACAAGGGAACCGUAGCCAUUUACUCCGAGUCUGGUCGCGAAGUAUGCCACUUAGAAGACGGGGAUUUCUUCGGAGAAAUAGCCCUAGUUUUAAAGAACAGGUUCCGUACAGCGUCCAGCGUUGCUGUUACCAACUGCGAAUUGUUUAGACUGGACAAGGAGGAUUUUGAAGGUUCCGUCGCGUGCUAUCCCACUGUGUAUGAGUACUUUAAAAAAUUGGCCACAACUAGGUACGAGAGGACUUGCGUGUUGGAUGAACAUCAAAAGGCGGAGUUACAGAUUGUUAGUAAUAGUAAGGUUGUUUAAGUUUUAGAAGUGACACUUCUUCUCUUUCUCUCUAUUAACUGAGCGUAUUCCUGACUACGUUUUCGGCUGUGACGCCUUGAUCCCGGGUGCCGCUAAAAAGAAAUAUUUAGUGAAAUAUUGAAGAUUCGGCGGUGCUUUUAGGACCUGACGUCUACCCCUCUUUGUUGUGAACUGUUAAGUCUUUCGCUUGUCAUCUCCUAUGACAUCCACAUAUUGUAGGGCGGGAACCACACACCAUUAGUGAAACUUUGUGUUUUUUUUUUACUUAAGAAUCUAUUGUGUUUCAACGAAGGAGUAGAAAGGUGGUUACUGUUUAUUUUAUUUAUAAGAACAUGAUGAUAAUUUUAAUUUCGUUGUAAGAUUUAAACAUGCAACAGUUAUGUGCAUUAUUAGUAGUCGUACGAAAUAGGAAGAAUAUUUUAAUGUAGAUUUUAUAACAAAAAGAAUU
Messenger RNA from Plodia interpunctella (Indianmeal moth), 2243 nucleotides. RefSeq names its product potassium voltage-gated channel unc-103-like. Gene Ontology annotation, molecular function: voltage-gated potassium channel activity. The transcript has 10 exons. The record is from RefSeq and is a predicted model, not a curated record. Lineage: Eukaryota; Metazoa; Arthropoda; Insecta; Lepidoptera; Pyralidae. Gene Ontology annotation, biological process: regulation of membrane depolarization; sodium ion transmembrane transport; potassium ion transmembrane transport. The coding region runs from base 71 to 1795 and encodes 574 amino acids. Gene Ontology annotation, cellular component: HCN channel complex.